Molecule: messenger RNA, 1267 nt
Organism: Paramecium pentaurelia
Lineage: Eukaryota; Ciliophora; Oligohymenophorea; Peniculida; Parameciidae
Source: the annotation of a GenBank genome assembly
UGAUGUAUAUAAAUAUUUGUGGAUCUACAUCUUACUAAUGUGUCACUCAAGAUGAGAAGUAAAUUAUUGUAAGAAAUGAAAAAUCAACAUAAAAUAUUAUAAUAGCUGAGAAUGAUGAAUGUGAUUUUUAUUCAAAAUAACAUGAUUAUGCUAAAAAUGAUCUCAUGCUUAUAAAUGAGAAUAAUCCUUUUGCAGGUGUAGUAUUAAAACUUUAAGGGGUUGAAGAUGAUGAGAAUAUGGAACUCUUAUUAAUAUGUAGUAAUUCAGAUACAUUUGAAAUUUAAACUCCUUGUGAAUAAGAUUAUUGUAUAAAACACAAUAGCGUUUGUCCAAUUCUAGUCACUAAUCCAAUUAUGAAGUUUUAUCAAUACUUAUACAUUCCUCUAGGUGUAAUUUUUAUACUUUUAGGAAUUGCUUUAAUGAUUUUCGGAUUCUAAUUUUUGAGAUUUACUACAGUCUUAUUGGCAUUUAUGAUUGGAACAGCAAUUUAUACUAUUGUAUUGGGAGAAGCAGUAUUAGAUUAAGAUUCAAGCAAUUUUGCAAUAAUAAUAAUAUUUUGUUCUGGAAUUGGAGUUGGUAUUAUUUAUGCAAACACAACUUAUGUUAGAUAUUUACUUGUAAUUAUAGAUUCUAUUUUUAUUAGGGAGUAUUCAAUAUGGGUUUGAUAUUUGGAGUUGUACUUUCUCUCUUGAUGCAACCAUUAUUCUUGCAUUUAUUCAAUAGUCAUCCUAUGUUUUUAACUCUAACAUUAACAUUUUCAAUUUCAGGAUUACUAUUUGGAUUCUUAGCUUGUAAAUUUUUAAAUACUUUUGGAAUUGGAGCCACAGCUUUAGCAGGAGUAUUAUAAAAUCAUUAAAAUAGAGUUAUUUAUUUAUCAAACCUAUUGGAUGGUUUGCAAGUGGAUAUCCUAAUGAAAUUUAUUUAGUAAAGAGAGCAUUUUAUGGAUUUGAAAAAGAGAUUAAUUUUAGAUUUUACUUAUAUUUCUCAUCCAUAAUGGUUUUGACUAUUGGAAGUGUGUUUUAUCAAUAUAGAUAAUUAAGAAAGAGGAUGAGCAUGGAUGAAAUGUUUGCAUAUAAAGAAAUGGAUUAUUGUGAAAUGGGAAAUUUUGAAAAAGCUAAUAAAUCUGAAGUUAAAGGAUUUGCAGAUGAAACUGAAGUAUAUAUAUUAUAUUAUUAUUAAAUAGGUGGUUAUGCAAUCUGUUUAAUUUGUUAAGAAAUUAAGUGAAAAAGGUAAGAGAAAGAGUGAUUCAAGUGAUCAGAGUUAAUGA